CAUUUCGCUGUUUAGUAAACCAGGCAUUAAUGUAUACGUAGUGUUAUUUUCAGCGAAUGUGAUAACUGGCGAACGCAUUCUUGCACAAGAAAAUUUGCAAAUAAAAUUUACCGCAGGUUAGUACACUGGCGAAAACAUAUUUGGCGAUACAUUUGUCUGUAUUUUGUGCGUAUUGUCUGAAAAUGGACAAUCCUGUAACAAAUGACACAUCAUUGCGCCAGUAAAAUGAGCAUAUUCCAUAAUCAUCCAAACACAUCUGCAACCAUGUAUUAAAGUCCACUAAUGAGAACUUUUAUUUUUCUUUUUUUUUUGGAGCACUUUAUUGCUAUCAAUUAGACUUCCUGGAUAACCUGCAAUACACGAUUGCAACGUUCCACUUUGGCCAUCGUUUGCCAUAACAACACGUCGCAUAUCUCAGUAAGGAUGUUAGUUUUCGGCUUUCUUUCCUCCUAUAAAUGCGCAUGCGCAGUGUCCUUUCUCAACUUCCUGCCAAAUAGUGAUUUCCGAAGGGCGUCGCUGAUGCGGAGAAGUGGGCGUAACGCUUGGGUUCGGUGACGUCACUGGCGUCAACCACUUUCUCUCAGGUUUAACCCUUCAGAGUAUUUUUUCCUCGUUGGUUUACAGGGAGUGGGUUAGGUCUUCGACCUGAGACAUCACGUCCCAUUACGUAGGACGACUGUUGAUUACAUCCCAUUGGCAGUCACAUAGUCCUGUGUAGUAAAUCUUGCCCUUAUCUGAACUCAUCACAUAUUGAUAACACGGGGCAGUCUCUCCUCUAACUAUAGUUAACAGAUAAAGCGACGUCUCUAACCCCACCCGUUUCGUGUUCUCCGACCAACUACUAAACGCGAUUAUUUCCUUGAAUCUGCUCUACACAGCAGAGCCCUUUACAAUAUACGUACUUCGAGGUAAACAAUCAGCUGGCAGCGUUUUGUUUCUGUCAUAAAACUUUAUUGACAACUCGUUCACAGACAAAACAAGCCCUAGUGUUGCUUACGUAUCCUGAGUCACACACACGUGACGCAAGGGGCGGAUCUGUCAUGGCUUCUGGGACAACAGCUGAAGAGCCGGUGCAGUCUAAGUAAUAUAAGUCAGCGGCUGUUCGCCAUGGAGACUUCCCUAUCGGAUCUACCUGCAGCCAGUCAGAUCUCCUGUGCAGCGGAAAAUCAGUCGGAAAAGGUUAACGAGAAGAGCGAGAGGCUUAAUGGUGACGGAGCGCAGGCAGUGGCUGAAGACAGCAAAGGAGGCUCAGUGUCAGGGCUGCAGGAAUCACAUCAGGACUCUGUACUGGCAGCAUCUGACUCCGUUACGUUAGAACCAGACUAUAGUCAGGGGCAAAAUGGCACUGAAGCUCCCCCUUGUGCUCUCUCACUCCCACAGUCACUUACCCCCGAGGAACCAAGUAGCAGCGGCCAGAGCCUACCUGGAGCCUCCCAGAGCCUUGAUUCACUGGCCUCCUUCUCCAACCUCCUGUCUUGUCCCAGCUCCGAAUUAAACAGCGAGGGGCCCGAUGAGAAAGCCAGUGGUACGGAGGAAGCGGAGGAAGGCAAAGAUGGAGUGGCCCCAAGGGACAAGAUCCCUGGCCAGUCAGUGUAUCAUAUUAAAUGGAUCCCAUGGAAAGAGCAGAGCACUCCUAUAGUAACUCAGAAUGAAAAUGGUCCAUGUCCCUUGUUGGCAAUUAUGAAUGUCCUGCUUCUGGCAUGGAAGGUAAAAUUGCCACCAAUGAUGGAAAUUAUUACUGCUGAGCAGCUUAUGGAAUAUCUAGGAGACUACAUUCUGGAUGCAAAACCGAAAGAAAUAUCUGAAGUGCAACGUUUGAACUAUGAGCAGAACAUGAGCGAUGCAAUGGCUAUCCUGCAUAAAUUACAAACAGGCCUUGAUGUCAAUGUGAAAUUCACUGACGUUCGAGUAUUUGAGUACACUCCUGAAUGUAUUGUAUUUGAUCUCCUUGAUAUACCUUUGUACCAUGGAUGGCUGGUGGACCCUCAGGUUCCAGAAGUAGUAAAAGCAGUUGGUAACUGCAGCUACAACCAACUGGUGGAGAAAAUCAUCCUCUGCAAGCAGUCAGACAGCAGUGAAUUAGUCAGUGAAGGCUUAGUUGCCGAACAGUUUCUAAAUGGCACUGCCACACAGCUGACAUACCAUGGAUUAAGUGAGCUGACUACAGCCUUACAAGAUGGAGAAUUAUGCGUGUUCUUCAGGAAUAAUCAUUUUAGCACCAUGAUUAAACACAAGGAUGACCUGUAUCUUCUUGUAACAGACCAAGGAUUUCUUACUGAAGAAAACAUUGUCUGGGAGAGUUUACAUAAUGUGGACGGUGAUGGAAACUUUUGCAACGCUGAAUUCCACCUAAGGCCUCCUUCUGAUCCACAAACUGUGUACCAAGGACAGCAAGACCAAAUCGAUCAGGAUUAUUUAAUGGCUCUGUCACUACAACAAGAACAGCAAAACCAAGAUAUUGAUUGGGAGCAAAUUCCAGAAGGUAUUAGUGAUCUAGAACUGGCUAAAAAACUUCAAGAGGAGGAGGACCGGAGAGCCUCACAGUUUUACCAGGAGCAAGAGCAAGCGGAAUCAGCUGCUCCACCCCAGGGAGUGCAGCAACCAGUGCCUGCUUCAAGUCCAUCCAGCAGCAGACCAACCACUAGUGGGGAAAGAAAGAGGAAAGAACCUCGAGAAAAAGAGAAGGAAAAGAAUUCAUGUGUCCUUUUGUAACAAGGCUAAGAUUUGAGGUUCAUUAUGAAAAGGAAAGGCAGUGGGUGAAGGAAAGCUAUUGAAGACACCAGUUCUUAUACCAUCUGUGCCUGAUAAACCCCACUCUGUUUCAAUGGGGAAUUUGUUACAGACGUUCUAUAAACUUUAGCACUUAUUACUCAUAUUUAUUUGGAACACUUGUCACAUUCUCAUUGCCAAGAAGUAAAGCGCAUAGGACAAAUAUGUUCUGGACAUAGCCCCUUUUCUACAAUAUUUAUAUGCCUCACUUUUAUCCUUAAUAAUAAAAUGUAUUUAACUCUUUAUAUAGAGAAAGGACUAUAGUUUGUUUUCCAUCAAAAACACUAAUGAAAGCAAUGAGAAAGGAUUGCUGAAGCCUGCACUCGGGAUUACCGAGGAGAGGAUUUGGAAAAGGACAGAGACUGGAGAAGUUGCUUUCACAUCAUUCUCUGAUUCACCCUCGUGUAGCUUACAGGAACAUCAUCACAAGAUCGGUGCUGUUUAACACUCAAUCAGUUGAUCAGCCACAAGCCCUUGCUCAGAGGAAAUGUACAGCUUUUUCACUUUAACCAAUAUUAAGGAAAUAUUUACUCCAGAACCAUCACUGUGUCUAGGUGUUCUGCCCAAAAUGUCAGGUUUUAUUAUUUUCUGACAAAAUACACUUAACAUAACAGAAUGGAGCAGAACGAUGCCUUUGUUUUGUAUAUAUAGAUAUUGUUCCACAGGAAGCCUAGUAGAACUAAGUGAUUAGAUUGUGUGCCGCUUUGUGUAGAUAGUUGGAACCUUUAAAUAAUUUGCUAUUAAGACCAUUAGUAUAGCUACUGCUGUGCUUAAGUACAAAACCACUAAACUUAUCCUUGAUUGACAAGCCUU
Molecule: messenger RNA, 3582 nt
Organism: Xenopus laevis (African clawed frog)
Lineage: Eukaryota; Metazoa; Chordata; Amphibia; Anura; Pipidae
Gene: mindy2.S
Product: to MINDY lysine 48 deubiquitinase 2 S homeolog
Exons: 9
Coding region: 1108-2712 (534 amino acids)
Biological process (GO): chromatin remodeling; protein K48-linked deubiquitination
Cellular component (GO): cell periphery; cytosol
Molecular function (GO): K48-linked deubiquitinase activity; cysteine-type carboxypeptidase activity; histone deubiquitinase activity
Source: RefSeq, a predicted model, not a curated record